Cicer arietinum (chickpea) is the source of this 989-nucleotide messenger RNA. RefSeq names its product protein LOWER TEMPERATURE 1. The record is from RefSeq and is a predicted model, not a curated record. Gene Ontology annotation, cellular component: Cul4-RING E3 ubiquitin ligase complex. NCBI's taxonomy places the organism in Eukaryota, Viridiplantae, Streptophyta, Magnoliopsida, Fabales, Fabaceae. Gene Ontology annotation, biological process: positive regulation of proteasomal ubiquitin-dependent protein catabolic process.
AGUUGCAAAACAAAAAUGCGUGAUUGAUAUAUCAAUAGUCAAAAAUCCUAGAAACAAUAUCCACUUCCAUCUACUCUUCCAUAUAAUAUAAAAACUUUAGUGAAAGAGGGAAAAACUUUUGGUGUUGUUUACUAGCGUCUGUUCGCUUCUCUUCUCUGUGGGCGUUCGAACCAACAUUUCAUAUUUGGUUACUUUACUCCAAACAAACCAUAAAAACACACUCCAAACAAACAAACUCGUCUUCUUCACUACAAGAUCAUAACAAUGGAUUCAAAUCCUUCUUCCGGUGCUUCUCAAUUCCUCACCAAUCUUCCCUCUCGUGGCACUUUCUCUUCCACUAUAUACUCUUCCAAUCAGAGUGGAAUGCGGGUUUAUGUAUGUGAUCAUGAUACUUCACCACCAGAAGGGCAACAUAUUAAGACAAAUCAACAGAACAUACUGAUUAGAUCACUCACCUUGAAGAAACAAAAAGCUGAUUCCAGCUCAAAGGAUGGAUCUGACAGUUCAAGAAAGAGAACUGCGGAAAAGGUUUUGGAUAGCAGAGCUUCAGCCAAGAAACCUAAUAGUCAGUCAAACUCUCGGCAAGAGGGAUCAAGUGGUCAAUCAUCCAAUAGGGACUUCCAGAGCUUGACUGUAGAGAGGCUUCGAGCUCUUUUGAGAGCUAAAGGUCUUUCAGCCAAAGGAAAAAAGGAUGAGCUUAUUACACGUCUAAGAGAUGCAGAUGGGUCAGCUUAGUAUGGAGGGUGGAACACCUGCUCAUUUAGCAUCCAAUGUAAGAGUAAUUAGCUUUUCUGCUUGUACUUAGGAUCUGGAACCAAUAUACAUAUAAAGCUAGUGUAAACCACAGUGAGAUUUGAAUAUUAUCGUUUUGGCGCUAUUGCUUCAUGAGUGGCAGUAUUAUGUUAUUUGUGAGAAUUUUUUGUUACAAAUUGAAAGCCUUGAUAUUAGUUCUUAUUCUGGAAAGGAAAUGACUUCUUGAUUGCUCUUAA